AUGUCAAGGCCUGGUCAGCUUCCUCCUCGUUGCCCAAUUCCAAAGAAACUGUCUUUGAAUCCGGUUGGAGAUACAUACUACUCUUCUUCCUCGCCCAUUGAAUCAUACAUUAGCCAAUACAAGUCUUCCACGCAAGAAUCCACGCUCGAGGACCAACCAGCUUGGCUUGACGAGUUGCUCUGUGAGAAGACUGAUGGGAGGAUGUUCACUGGAGGAGGUCCAGGUCCUCUACGCCGCUCAGCUAGUGACUCUGUUGUGCUUUUGGGAGACAUCUCUGCUAACUUCUCUGGCUUUAAUCAAAGCGAAGAUGAAGAGAGUUUGACUUCUGAAGCUUGUGGGGAGUUGGAGUCAGCUUGUGUAUAUGGUCCCAACUCGCCAAGAGCAAGGAACAGCUCUAGCUUCUCUAACAACCCUAUUGCUUCUGCGUUUUCGGAGUAUGGUUCUCAGAACUCAGAUGAUACUGUGAAAGGGAUCAACUGUAUGCCUCUGGCAGAAGAUGCUUGCGGUUCAAUGGGCGUACCGAAUGCGAAAAGAAAGGAAGAUAGGAACAAGAACUUCGAUAUGUCUGGUUUCCAUUGCUUUGUAGUUAAAGAUAGGAACCCGGGACAGCGUUCAAGAGUUCGUAAGCUCCAGUACAUUGCUGAACUUGAGAGGAGGGUUUCCAUGUUGCAGACGGUGGAAGCGGAUUUAUCAGUGAGAGUGGCUUCACUGCUUCAGACACGUGCAACGCUGUCCUUGGAGAAUAGCCAACUGAAGCAGCAAAUGGUGAUACUAAAGCAGGACAAGCUCAUCAGGGAAGGUGAAUAUCAGUUACUGAAGAAGGAAGCCCAGAGAUUGAAAUCCGGAUUGGGAAGCUUUGGGAGCAAUAACAACAAUAAUAACAGGCUGGUCAGGUCAUAUUCUGCUGGUUCAGAUGUAGGUCCAAGGAGAGCUUCGUCACACUUGGACUGGAAGUUGCUGGAUCUGACCAAACUCAAUUUCAACUAA
Molecule: messenger RNA, 987 nt
Organism: Microthlaspi erraticum
Lineage: Eukaryota; Viridiplantae; Streptophyta; Magnoliopsida; Brassicales; Brassicaceae
Source: the annotation of a GenBank genome assembly